UGACGGACGAUGGCAAAAUUUGACGAGCUAGUCCCCAUCUUCCUGCCGCCGGAUGUGUCAAUCCAGUCAGCAUGGUUUCCUUGUGGAGUUCGCAACAGAUUGAAGGUACACCUGUAGCACCUUGCAGGAUAGAAUGGGUGUGUGGGACUUAAUAAAGCCAACCCUUGCCAUUGAAUGAAGUAGAAGCUGAGGGUAUUCUCACACGGGAACCAGCUGAAGGCAGUUUUCGGGUCACAUUGGACAGGCCCGCCACCCAAAUGUACUUUUUGGUGACCCUUUUGUCAGCAGCCUGUGGACCGUGGAAGGACCCUUUUUGAGACCACCUCCACGGACCUUGUCCCACCUGCACAACGGUGAGUUGAGCCAACUCAACGGUGUGACAGCAUUACAUGCCUUUUUAAAAUCGAAAGAAAUAGCCACUGCAUUUAUAUAACUUUUAAAGGAAGGAUAGAGGACCGUGCUUCCCCUGGGCCCAGGGAAAAUGAGGCCGGCAGGUUGGAUGGGACAGACGUAGUGCCCCGUUUGGGCGGGCGAGCCCGCCUGUUCAUACGUUUUUUUUUCGGGGGCGCUUGGUACAGUUGCUGUUGGCGUGGCUUUAUGAACGGGGUCCCUUUUCGCUGCCGGUUAGUUUCGCGCCGCGCCGUCCAUUGCAGAAAGUGCUGUUCGGCAGGUGUCAGGCAGAUUCAACCAGGCAGUGCAUAUUUCCAUGUUCUAGCGGAAGAUUCAUGCACUUUAUGCGGAUCGUGCAGUUGGUGUUGGCACGACUUUAUGAACGGGUCCCUUUUCGCUACGGGUUGGUUAGUUUCGCGCCGCACCGUCCAUUGCAGAAAGUGCUGUUGGUCAGGUGUCAGGCAGAUUCAACCAGACAGUGCAUAUUUCCAUGUUCUAGAGGAAGAUUCAUGCACUUUAUGCGCAUCGUACAGUUGGUGUUGGCACCACUUUAUGAACGGUCCCUUUUCGCUGCGGUUGUCACUGUUGUCGUCGUCGCCGCUGGCACUGCAGGCACUGUUAUCUUUGUUGAAAGCACUGAUGAUGAUGAUGAUGCAUCUGUCAUUUCUGUUAUUUUUGUUGUUGUUGUUAUUACCACUGUUGUCUUCGCCGCUGCCAAUGCUGCUAAUGAUGAUGUCGCUGUUGAUUUUGUUGUUGGCGCUGAAUCCUUCAUUGUCUUCGCAGCCGCCGAUAUUGUUGUUGUUGUUGUUAUUACCGCGGUUGUCUUCGCCUCUGCCGAUGCUGCUAAUGAUGAUAUCGUUGUUGUUAUCGCUGUUGGCACUGUAACCUUCCUUGUCUUCAUGGCCGCCAGUAUCGCUGAUGUCGAUGUUGUUGUUGUUAUUGAUGUUGGCACUGUUACCUUUGUCGCUGCCUGCGCCGCCUCCAUGUCAUAUUCCAUGUUCUAGCAGAAGAUUCAUUCCGGUUUUGCUCAUCCUAUC
This is a messenger RNA of Chara braunii, 1427 nucleotides long. Lineage: Eukaryota; Viridiplantae; Streptophyta; Charophyceae; Charales; Characeae. The record is from the annotation of a GenBank genome assembly.